ACCUCGUGAGCAGACUGGCACCUUUGGGUUCAGCUCUGAUGAGAUAGAGGGCAGCAAGUAAAUGAGUUUCCAAAACAAAUCAGUCGGAACAAAAUUUCUCUUAGUUUAUGUUGAAUCUUUCUGAACUUGCUCACGUAUACAUGAUGGUUGAUGCCAUUCCUCCAGAAGUUAAAGUGGGAUCACGAGUUUACUGUGAUGGACAUUAUUCAACUGUGUUGUAUAUUGGUGAGGUUCCACCAACAGAAGGUGUUUGGUUGGGGAUAGAAUGGGAUGAGCCAAGUCGUGGAAAGCAUGAUGGUACCCACAAUAAUAACAGAUAUUUCACCACAAGACACCCUAACUCCGGAUCAUUUGUUCGGCCAAAGAAGGUUGAAUUUGGCGUGACCUGUUUUGAGGCGAUUCAGGAAAGAUAUGGUGUAAUGGACGAUGUGCAUGCAGGGGUCAUCCAGGAGGAACUCUACGUAAAGGGGACUAGCAAGAAUACAGUUGUGGAAAUGGUUGGUGCUCAGAAAGUCAACUUGCAGCAAGGGCAACUCAACCUACUGAAGGAAGCUGGUAUACGUGGAUGCAAGGUUUAUGGUGCCGGACCAAGACAUAACCUGAGCAUGAAGACACCUAACCUGCGGGACUUGGACAUAUCCAAGACGUUGCUGCCCAGCUGGGAAGAGGUGGCCAGAAUCACUACCCAGUUAAAACAUCUGACCUCACUUAAUGUCAGUGAUAACCGAUUGCAGUUGCCUCGCAACCCAGACCUGCUGGCCAAGGCAUUCCAGAAGCUUAAGACUCUCUAUUUGAAUAGAAUGGAUUUGAACUUCUCCGAGGUUUUGGCGUGCUCCGAUCUUUGGCCCAAGCUUGAAACUCUUCACCUAUGUUACAAUAACAUUAACAAACUGUGUCCCUUGGAUGGAAAGCUUCAGAAUUUAGAAUUUCUAAAUUUGGAGGGAAACUCGUUGGAAAACUGGGAUGAACUUCUACAUUUUGGAAGACUGCCGAGGUUAGAGACCAUAAUUGCCAACAAUAUUGGGUUAAAGGGCAUCAGUUUUCCAAAUACUCCCUUGAACAAAAAGACAGGAUAUUUUCUGGCUCUGAGGGUGCUUUCGGUCAACAAUAAUCAGCUAUCACAGUGGUCAGAUAUCAAUGAAUUGAACAAGCUUUCACAACUCGAGGAAUUAAGAAUAAAACAUAAUCCUGUUGAAAAACUCCUUGAUCUGGAGACAACAAGAGAGUUCAUCAUUGCCAAAAUUGCCAAAUUAAAACUUCUGAAUAGGUCUGAUGUUUUUCCCAAGGAAAGGAAAGGAUCCGAGAUUGAUUAUCUGAAAAAGUUUGGUAAAGAAUGGUUGACCGCCGGUGGAAAUCAGGAUCCUGAGAAAAACAAACCGAAUCAACAGUUUCUACUUGACCAUCCACGAUAUCAAGAUAUCGUUGAUUUAUAUGGUGCGCCUGAAGAUUCAGAAAUGACAACACAGUCAAAAACACUCAAAGAUAACUUGAUAAUGGUGACCAUAGUAAGUCAACAGGCCCCGGACAAGAAACCCCUGGUCAAGAAACUCCCUAGUACAAUGACAGUCCAGAAGUUGAAAACGCUUGUGCAGAGACUAUUUAAGGCAGACAUGUCUUCCUUAUCAUUAUCAUACAUUAGCAAAAAGAUGGAGGGACCUACAAUUGAACUUGAGAAUGACCUUCGCCAACUAUCAUACUACUCGAUAGAAAAUGGUGACACAAUUCAAGUGAAGUGGUGACCAAAGUCCGUCGGCAUAAAUCAUCAACUACUGUUGAAAGAGCACUUACGUCAGGAUGUGAUUUUCAUAAAAGACUAUGUAGGAAUAUCCUUCUAAGUAGAACUGUAGCAUAUCUGUGAUAGCCAUUGUGUGGACUCUUGGCCAUUGUCGGGUUGGAUGGGUUUCAGUCGGCUUCAUUGUGCCUACAAGCUCUCCCAUUAGAAUCAUGCUCUGGUUCAAUUUCUCUUUAGGAAGACUUUAGGCAUGAGCCAGAAUGGAAAUCAACUCCUCUGUACUGAAAUCAAGAUUCGCGUGUAGAGUUCAACUUUCACCCCAAACCUUUGGCCAAAGCACCUCAGCUUUGGGCCUACAUUUUGCAGCCUACCAGUCUCAAUUUAAGUACAGAGACCUGCACUGUUAAUUCCGUAAAUCAAAUGCUUCCAUUACGUUCCACCAACUGUAUGUAACAUUGCACAUUUGACACAAUUCAAAAAGAGUAAAAGUUAACUACUUGCUCUACUUUACCAAGUUUUAUUGAGUAUAAUCAGAGAAAUUUACAGUAAUCAACUAAGCACUCAUCUGUCAGAAAUUCAUUGGCAUAUACUAUGAUUAUAAAAGUUUUUAGAAGUAUAGAAGUGUUAUUUACAAACAGUGUGACGUGAAGGUUGUGAGAACAUAAGACACUCAGGUGAAUUAUGAGGACUUACAUGUACAAUACCCAUUGUGCAACUGCUAGACUUCAAUCACUUGCAGUAAUUCCUCGUUUUAAUGUUACAAAGAAUACUUCUUGACGUGACCUAACAAAACUGCACUGUUGACCUUUAGAGCAAUUCAUCGACUAGUCCUGUGAAAUCAUCUUUAAUUUUUGAUUCCCUCGUACAGGCCGGGAAGUUUUCACAGGGGAAAUCCCAGGGUCUUGGUUGAUCAUUAAACUGGGAAAAAUACACUGAAUCUGUUUC
This is a messenger RNA of Lineus longissimus, 2677 nucleotides long. Its product is annotated as tubulin-specific chaperone E-like. The transcript is spliced from 14 exons. Gene Ontology annotation, molecular function: protein binding. The record is from RefSeq and is a predicted model, not a curated record. Gene Ontology annotation, biological process: signal transduction. Bases 108 to 1739 code for a protein of 543 amino acids. Lineage: Eukaryota; Metazoa; Nemertea; Pilidiophora; Heteronemertea; Lineidae.